Molecule: messenger RNA, 2734 nt
Organism: Gossypium arboreum
Lineage: Eukaryota; Viridiplantae; Streptophyta; Magnoliopsida; Malvales; Malvaceae
Product: proline-rich receptor-like protein kinase PERK1
Exons: 10
Coding region: 321-2447 (708 amino acids)
Biological process (GO): protein phosphorylation
Molecular function (GO): protein kinase activity; ATP binding
Source: RefSeq, a predicted model, not a curated record
AUUAAGAAGAAAUAGAGAUUCUCCUCCAUAGUAGGAGAUGUUUACCAAGAAACACAUGGUUAUCACAAUGUCUGGUGGAGCUAUUACCUAGCAAUCAAAAUCUCUUUCGUUCUGCCCUUUUCCUCUCACAAAUCUCCUCCCUUAUAGGUACUUUAUUUUUUCCUUCCACUUUCAUUUUUUGUUUGACUCAAUGUUGUUGCCUUCCAUCAAAAGUUUCUUACAUAUGGCAAAGCUUAUGGCAUCAUUGUCUGGAGGAGAGGGAGAAGGGGCAUUUUCCGGUUUAUUUUUAAGUGUAAAGUUCGUCGGAAAUACCCCGCCAAAUGGGUUCGGACGCUCCGGAAGGAUCUCCGCCUUCACCGACUACUACUUCAUCGCCACCUCAAUCAUCAUCAGAUAACUCGCCCCCACCAUCUCCGCCACCGCCUUCGCAGUCGGCUUCACCGCCACCAGAAUCAUCAUCCUCGAAGCCGGGAAAAUCAGCUCCGCCUCCGAAUGAGUCGAAGUCAACUUCUUCACCACCACCACCACCAUCACCAUCACCCCCACCACCACCAGCAGAGUCAACUCCAUCAACAUCGCCACCAUCACCAUCACCGCCACCGCCACCGUCACCACCACCCCCAUCUAAGAGCAGUAACGCUUCCCCAACUAAACAUAGUCCACCACCACCAAAAUUUACACCCCCAAGCACACCAACAACUCAAUCUCCUCCCUCAAAACAUUCCCCUCCACCACCAAAAUGGCAUUCAUCAUCAAGUAAUUCUGAGAGUGGAUCAAAAUCCAAUACCUCAUCGUCUCUGCCUAUUAUACUAGGCCUUUUAGCUGGUGUUGUUUUAUUGCUUAUAAUCAUUACAACCAUCAUUACUGUAGCUUGCUGCAGAAAGAAAAAGAAGGCAAACCAUGAUGAUCCUAUGCAAUAUUACAAUAAUUAUACACCAUCACAAGGUAAUUAUUUCAACAAACUAGGUAUAAUCCCUUAUGCGUUUAUUUGCGAAAGAUUAAAAAUAUUAAAAUUUUUAUGCCAUGCAUGCCUUUUAAUGUGUAUAGGUGAUGGCGGAUAUGGAAAUGCAUCAAGCUUAGCCCAGCGAGGGCAAAUGAACAAUGGGUAUGAAGCUAAUAAUCACAUUGCCAUUAAUUUACCCCCGCCGCCUUACGGCACUAAUGCUGGCCAGGGAGGAGGUUGGCCUCAAACACCGGCAACACAACGGCAAACACCAUCAACGCAAGCGUAUGCAUCGUAUUCUAGUGAAAUGAGCUCCAACAUGCAGGGUCAAGUUUUGCCACCACCACCCACGUAUGCGUCACCAUCGCCUUUAGGGCUGAUCAACCAAAGCUCUUUCUCCUACGAAGAGCUAGCUAUGGCAACUUACGGGUUCUCUCAAGCUAACUUGCUAGGUCAAGGUGGGUUUGGGUAUGUCCACAAAGGAGUUUUGGCCAAUGGUAAGGAAGUAGCCGUUAAGAGUCUCAAAUCCGGUAGUGGGCAAGGCCAACGUGAGUUCCAAGCCGAAGUCGAGACCAUUAGUCGCGUCCAUCACCGCCACCUCGUGUCGCUUGUUGGGUAUUGCGUAGCAGGGGAAAGGAGGAUGUUGGUCUAUGAAUUUUUACCUAAUAAAACGCUUGAAUUCCACCUUCAUGACAAAGGCCCCAUGGAUUGGCCUACUAGGCUCAAAAUUGCAUUGGGAGCAGCUAAAGGACUUGCAUACUUGCAUGAAGAUUGUUAUCCCGGCAUCAUUCAUCGAGAUAUCAAAUCGGCCAAUAUCUUACUUGAUUUUACUUUUGAAGUUAAGGUGUCGGAUUUUGGGUUGGCUAAACUUACUCAAGAUAACAAUACUCAUGUAUCAACUCGUGUCAUGGGAACAUUUGGUUACUUAGCUCCUGAAUAUGCAUCAAGUGGUAAGCUGACGGAAAAAUCCGAUGUUUUCUCCUUCGGUGUUGUGCUCUUGGAACUCAUAACUGGGCGUAGACCUUUAGAUUUGAACUCCAAUAUGGAUGAUAGUUUAGUGGAUUGGGCUAGACCAUUAUGUGAGAGAGCAAUGGAGAAUGGGAAUUUUGGUGAAUUGGUGGAUCGGCGCCUAGGAAACAAUUUUGUUCACCAUGAGAUGGUCCGUAUGGUUGCAUGUGCUUCUGCUUCUAUUAGGCAUUCUGCUAGAAGAAGACCCAAAAUGCGACAGAUUGUGCGUGCAUUGGAGGAUGACGUUCCAUUGGAUGAAAUAAAUGGGGUGGCGGCAGCAGGCCAGAGCUCAAGGUUCAGCACGACCAACGACACCAGCGAGAACAAUUCAAGUUCAUACAGUGCAGACAUGAGAAGAUUCAGGCAAAUGGCGAUGACGGACAGCCAAGAACAUGCAAGCAAUAACUACAGUAACACUAGUGAGUACGGCCAUAAUCCUUCUUCCUCUAGUAGUAGCUCAAGUGAUCACAUAACCUCUACCCGAUCCCUAACUUAAACCCCGGCCAACACUAAUCAAGUGAUUUGACUCCAAAUUUAAUACAAGUCUAAUGUGACUAUCGAGUACCGCAGUAUUUGCUGUAAUAUUAUUUUCUAGCAUUUUUCCUUGUUAGAUUGUGUAUAUUUGUAUUAUAUCCUAGUUUUUGAGAAGUUUCCACUUUUUGAUCAUAUCCUUGUAAUAUUGGGAAGAGUAAUGGUGGAUUGAUGUAUAACUGUUUUCAAUUUUUUCGAUAUAAUAUUAGAGGUAGGGAUAGAAGCAAUAUGAUGUUUAACAAAAAUUUUAAU